GAACGCGUAGAUACCCAAAAUGCCCGUCGCCGCGUUUGGCUCCCGCAUACAAAGCCAUGCUUCGGCAGGAACGUCCUCACUGAGGCACUGCAGCGAUUGUAUAGUACCUCUUCGACUGAGCCCUGUGACUGCGGCUGGGCGGUGUCGCGGGUCCGUGACACGGACGGUGCCAGUGCGGGCGCAGGCUCAGGCGACGCAGGCUGCGACGCCGUCGAUCGCCGUCAGCGUUCCUGACCCGCACGUCGGCAUCCAGCCGGAUGCAACACGCCUUGUGGGCAACACGCCGAUGGUUUUCCUCAACUCGGUCACCAGGGGGUGUGGCGCGCGCAUCGCUGCAAAGCUGGAGAGCUUUGAGCCCUGCUGCAGUGUCAAGGACCGCAUUGCGCUCAACAUGAUUGAGCGGGCGGAGCAGGCUGGUCAGAUCAGCCCAGGCGUCACCACCCUGAUCGAGCCCACCAGCGGCAACACGGGUGUGGCGCUGGCCUACGUGGCCGCCGCCAAGGGCUACCGCCUGGCGCUCACCAUGCCCGAGACCAUGUCCAUCGAGCGCCGCGUGCUGCUCAAGGCCUUUGGCGCCGAGCUGGUGCUCACGCCCGGCCGCCUGGGAAUGACCGGCGCCAUCCGCAAGGCCGAGGAGAUGGUGCGCUCCACGCCCAACGCCUUCAUGCUGCAGCAGUUCGACAACCCAGCCAACCCGGAGGUGCACCUGAAGACCACGGGCCCCGAGAUCUGGCGUGACACGGCGGGCAACAUCGACAUGUUCGUGGCGGGCGUGGGCACGGGCGGCACCAUCUCGGGGGUGGGACAGUACCUGAAGGAGCAGAAGCCCGGUGUGCAGGUUGUGGCUGUGGAGCCGGCUGAGAGCCCGGUCAUCAGCGGCGGCGCGCCCGGCUACCACCAGAUCCAGGGCAUUGGCGCCGGCUUCGUGCCCAAGAACCUGCGGGUGGACCUGCUGGACGAGGUGGUGAAGAUCAACAGCAAUGAGGCCAUUGAAAUGGCCCGGCGGCUGGCGGUGGAGGAGGGACUGCUAUGCGGCAUCUCGUCGGGUGCCGCGGUGGCUGCCGCCAUCCGCAUCGCCAAGCGGCCUGAGAACCGCGACAAGCUCAUCGUGACGGUGCUGCCCAGCUUUGGCGAGCGCUACCUGUCCACGGUGCUGUUCAACACGCUGUGGUCUGUGGACGCCGAGGAGGAGGUGUCCAUGCCCGACUCGUGGCGCAUGGCGUCAGGCGCGGAGCGGCCCGCAACUCGCGAGCCGCGCCUGUAGGCAAGGAGGCCUGGCAAUGCCGUGUAGAUGCUGUGAUGGUGGGAAUUGAAGUUUUUGGGGCAGCAUGCAGCGGCAGGAACAGGAACCGCUCACGCGGAGGUGUGGAAUUGCAUGAGGGAGGGUGUGGACUGUGGACUGUGUGAGUGAGGUGCUGAUGAGUUCAGGCGGUGCGUGUAUCUGUUUGGCUACCGCGCACAAGGCCUGUCUCACUGUCUGUGUCGGGUGUGCGACACUGUUGUAGGCUGUUACCGUUUGCGGCGCGUGAGGUGACAUGGGGCAUUGAUGACAUUGAAGCCAAUUAUGAAAUUGCUCCUGAGCUGAACGACGUCGAGGAUACUGACAAGUUAUUGGCUGCUGGCGCAAGCUGAUGUGAAAGCACAAGGGCAGAAACGGACUGGUAUGGGUUACCGGUUGUGGGGUUCCGUGCAGGACACGUGAUGCACGAUGGUGCUGACUGAUAAUUUGAUGUGCCCCCGCCCGUCACUGCUCUCUCACGCAGCAUCUAGACGCGACACGUCUUGGCCGCCGACAUCUUGGCCUUGGUCUCGUUGGUGGUAUGCACCUAUGGGGUACGAGGAGAAGGGCAGCCCGCCGGGUGCCUGGGAGACAGACAGCCGGCGGGGAUCAGAGAUGGCACACGGCGCUUGCAAAUCCGGCUUAAGGUGUGCGAUGGGACAGUGUAUCCGGCUGAAGGUAGCGA
This is a messenger RNA of Chlamydomonas reinhardtii, 1964 nucleotides long. RefSeq lists its product as uncharacterized. The record is from RefSeq and is a predicted model, not a curated record. Bases 287 to 1264 code for a protein of 325 amino acids. Gene Ontology annotation, molecular function: cysteine synthase activity. The transcript is spliced from 11 exons. Gene Ontology annotation, cellular component: cytoplasm. Lineage: Eukaryota; Viridiplantae; Chlorophyta; Chlorophyceae; Chlamydomonadales; Chlamydomonadaceae.